GGAAAACAACUACAAGUACUAAGUCCAAAUCACGUUCUGGUUGUUAUCAUUUCGUGUUCUGUCGUCUCACUUCAAACUUUGCUCUUGGUGUAGACUUCUUUAGGGCUCUAAAAAUGGCUUUUGCUACUAAGGCGUUUACCAGAACACUGUCCACGUCUUCUUCUCACUUUAAUCCCAUUAAAACAGUAACUAUCAUUGGUAGUGGGCUGAUGGGAUCUGGCAUUGCGCAGGUUGCUGCUGCAAGUGGACACAAAGUUAUAGUUGUAGACAAAAACCAAGAAAUCAUUGAUAAAGCUUCAGCUUCUAUUCAAAAGAGCCUUGGGCGCAUUGUGAAGAAAAAGUUUCCUGAUGAUCCAAAGGCUCAACAGAAAUACAUCUCUGAUGUCAUGGAGCGGUUGAGCCUAUCAACAGAUGCUGUUGCCUCCGUCAAAUCUACAGAUCUUGUUAUCGAAGCCAUUGUUGAAAAUUUAGGCGUCAAAAAAGAGUUGUUUGCAACACUAGACAAAGCAGCUCCUCCGAACACGCUAUUUGCUAGCAACACGUCUUCGAUCCCCAUCAAGGAAAUUGCAGAAGCUACUUCUAGGAAAGAUAAAUUUGGAGGGUUACAUUUUUUUAACCCUGUUCCUCUGAUGAAGCUGUUGGAGGUAAUUAGAAUCCCAGAAACAUCAGAUGAAACCUACAAUGCAUUGGAAGCUUUUGGUAAAGCUUUAGGCAAGACAACUGUGCAGUGCAAGGAUACCCCAGGCUUUAUUGUCAACCGUCUAUUGGUCCCGUACAUGGCUGAGGCAGUCAGACUUGUUGAAAGAGGUGAUGCCACCCCCAGGGAUGUCGACACAGCAAUGAAGCUUGGUGCUGGCUAUCCCAUGGGGCCAUUUGAACUUUUAGAUUAUGUCGGUCUUGAUACAACUAAGUUUAUUAUUGAUGGCUGGGCACAAAAAGAACCUGAUAAUCCCCUAUUUAAGCCAUCACAAGCUCUGAACAAACUGGUCUCUGAAAACAAACUGGGAAUGAAAACAGGAGAAGGAUUUUACAAAUAUGACAAGAAAUAAUUCUCUGCGUCGGUUGUAUGAAUGAACAAGACAUAUGCAGGACAUUGCCAUCCUAGUGCUUUGAUUUAAAGAGAUGUAAUUUAGUGUUGAUAUACAGUACAUAUGUAUUGAGUAUAUUACUCACAGUAGAUAGUUCCAGUGUAAAGGAUUACCAAAUUUUUCUGUAUAUUUGUUAGUUGCCUUUGUUGUCCCUAUUCCUCUCAGUUUAAUUAAUUAGACAAAUGAGUAAAAAAAAACAUUAAUAAAGCCUGUUUUUCUAUGCAAUUAUUUAAGAAUAUUUUUAGUUAAAGUUUUCAUGAUGACAUACUGGAUUAAUCAUGGCUGUAACAUCUCUAACUGGGAGUUACAUAAUUUGUAACUAUUAACCAAGAAAAGAAUUACAGCUGUUUGUCACACUUGUUAGAGAGAUGUAACAAUUAUCUGUUUAUAAAAUACUGUUUAUUACAUUUACUUUGGCUAAAACAAUUCUUGGCAGUGGUGUUUACAUAUUGAGAUAAUUUAGUGUACAAUAUAGUUCUUUCAAAAAUAUUGAGGUUUAAUAUUAUGGUUUUAUGUUAAGUAAUUGUGUGAUACAUACAGCUACUGCUAAAUUAUUUAAAAUAUAUUUUUCCUACUUAGGAGUAAGAGUAGCAUUACAAAUGUUGAGUUUGUGAUAUUGUUCUAUUUGCAUCUUAGUUAUACUCUAAACUGCCAGUGUAAUGAUACAUCAGUUGAUAAACUCCUGUGUGAUGAUACAUCAGUGUAUCAAUGAUGAGCAACAAUGUACUUUCAGUAAAUGAUUUUUGUGAGCUUUUGGGAUUUGUAUUUUUUUAAGUGUGAAACUAUGCAGAGUGUGUAAGACAUGACAGAUAGAUUUGAUAAACUGUGUUUUUUUAGUUAGUUGGUGAUUUAGUGUCAAAAAAAUGCCUAAUGUUGCUGUUUUUUUGUUUCCUUUCUUGGGAAAAAAAUGACUCAAUAAACUAUUAUUUUAUUA
Messenger RNA from Physella acuta, 2022 nucleotides. RefSeq names its product hydroxyacyl-coenzyme A dehydrogenase, mitochondrial. The record is from RefSeq and is a predicted model, not a curated record. Gene Ontology annotation, molecular function: NAD+ binding; (3S)-3-hydroxyacyl-CoA dehydrogenase (NAD+) activity. Lineage: Eukaryota; Metazoa; Mollusca; Gastropoda; Physidae. Gene Ontology annotation, biological process: fatty acid beta-oxidation. Gene Ontology annotation, cellular component: mitochondrion.